AUGAAAAAUUCUCUGGAACAAGCUAAAACAGAAAAACUUGUCAGGGAAGAGUUAAUCCAUAAGUGCCCCUAUUAUCGAAAUUGGCCUAGGCUUUCUAUAGAUGAGUUAACUGUCCACAUUAAAUGGAAGCGGUACCCUCCAGGACAUGUAUUGGUGACAGAUGGAGAGAUCAUUUCAUUUGUGGCUUACAUUCAAUCUGGAUUUUGUAACGUUUAUAGAGAAGUUAUUGGACUUGUAAAAUAUGGAAUUAGGAAAAUGAAAAAAAAGCGUAGGAGCGUUUUUAUGGGGAAACUUCAGGAGAAGGAAUCCUUUGGUGAGAUCAGCGUGCUGCUUCAAAUACCUUUCACAUGCACAAUCAUUACUGGAUCUGAAGUUGAAAUGGGAAUCAUCAAUGCUGAGGAUAUGCUAGAAUUAGAUUGGGUAACCCGGAAACUGCUGCUUCAAACAGCUGAGCAAACUUUUGGCUAUCUCACAGAGGAGGAUGUCCAGAAGGAAUACAUAUCACUACAACGACGUAAGGAAUGGAAAAAUUUCAAGGAUAAGGUGAUCCAGUCAUCUUUGGAUUAUCGAGGAAUUAAACCUGGAAGUGGAAAAUGGCGCCACCGUUGGAUAAGAAGAGAGAACUAUAAGAAAUCAGUUGCUGACAACUAAUUAUUAAGAAACAUCAGUUCCUGAGAAACUUGAAACUUCCAGUGUGGUUUAUGAGAUACUUGAUUCUUCUUGUCUUUCUCUUGGUCUUUUUUCAUUCUCUAUCAAAAUCAACCCUUUGCCUCCCUGUCUUCCUGCAAACCUCUUUUAUUUAUAUUAGGUAAAUUUAGGCUUCCAUUCCCUCAUACUUUCCACAUUCUGACCCUAUUACAUAUUUUAAUAUUCACAGGUAUAGAUGUGUUA
Antechinus flavipes (yellow-footed antechinus) is the source of this 891-nucleotide messenger RNA. Its product is annotated as cyclic nucleotide-binding domain-containing protein 1-like. NCBI's taxonomy places the organism in Eukaryota, Metazoa, Chordata, Mammalia, Dasyuromorphia, Dasyuridae. Bases 1 to 651 code for a protein of 216 amino acids. The transcript is spliced from 7 exons. The record is from RefSeq and is a predicted model, not a curated record.